This is a messenger RNA of Carassius carassius (crucian carp), 5011 nucleotides long. RefSeq names its product contactin-associated protein-like 2. The coding region runs from base 290 to 3940 and encodes 1216 amino acids. The transcript is spliced from 24 exons. Lineage: Eukaryota; Metazoa; Chordata; Actinopteri; Cypriniformes; Cyprinidae. The record is from RefSeq and is a predicted model, not a curated record.
CCCGAGACCUCAUUAACUUCAGCACCUGGACAGCGACCGUCCCGGAAACCCUUCUCUGGUGAAACAAUGCGAGCAUUCAGUGGAACGAUAUUCCUCCAAGACACACUUUGACAAACAAUGCGAAUUCCGAAACCGUUUCUCGCGAGAUAGAAAAGGUGGCUGUAUUGCGCACCUAUAUCUCGCAGAAACCGCACCAGUCUCGAGGCUUCCCUUCCUUGCAGGGAGGGUGCGAGUGAAGGAAGGACAGAACGCCGCGGUUCUCUUUGUUUACAUCGGAAUAAAAGUAAGAAUGCGACGGAUUGUCGGAACGGAGCUGCCGCUGAUACUGUGGAUCUGGAGUGUUUAUGUGAAACUCAGCGGAGGAGCCCAGAGCUGUGAUGAGGUGUUGGCUUCACCCCUCCCCUACAGCGCCUUCACCAGCUCCUCUGUGUUGGCAGCUGAUUUUGGCGCUGGCUAUGCAAAACUCAACAGGAGAGUAGGCAAUGGAGGAUGGUCACCAUCAGAUUCCGACACGUACCAGUGGCUACAGGUGGACCUCAGGGCCAGGAAACAGAUCACUGCCAUAGCAACACAAGGCAGAUACAGCAGCUCUGAUUGGACGAAACACUACAGGCUCCUCUACAGUGACACGGGAAGUAACUGGAAGCCGUAUCGGCAGGACAGCAACAUAUGGAUGUUUUCAGGUAACUGGAACUCCGAGCGGGCCGUGCGCCAUGAACUCCAGCACCCUUUCGUGGCCCGAUUCGUGCGUUUCAUCCCGCUGGACUGGAGUGAGGAGGGGAGAAUUGGGCUGAGAGUGGAGCUUUAUGGCUGUGCUUACUGGGCGGAUGUGAUCAGCUUUGAUGGCCAGGGAGUGAUUUCCUAUCGAUUUAGACAGAAAAAGAUGAAGAUCUUGAAGGAUGUGAUAUCACUGAAGUUUAAGACCACUAAGGGAGACGGCGUUCUGCUGCACGGAGAGGGACAGCAGGGCGAUUAUAUCACUCUAGAGCUGCGGCGAGCCAAACUCCUGCUGCAGAUCAACCUGGGCAGUAAUCAGUACGGCUCCAUUCAGGGUCACACGUCGGUGUCUAGCGGCAGUCUGCUGGAUGACGAGCACUGGCACUCUGUUCUGAUCGAACGCUACAGACGCAGUGUUAACUUCACGCUUGACCAGCACAUGCAGAGCUUCCGCACCAACGGAGAGUUUGACCAUCUGGACCUGGACUACGCAAUUACAUUUGGAGGGAUGCCAGUGUCUGCCAAGCCCAGCUCAGGGGGCAGAGAGAACUACAUCGGCUGCAUGGAGGCCAUUCAUUACAACGGGGACAACAUCACUAACCUCGUGCGCAGGAGAAAAGUAGACACAUCCAGCUUUCAUAACCUGACGUUCUCCUGCGUGGAAUCACGCACAUUCCCCGCCUUUUUUAACUCCACCAGCUCCUUGCAGCUUCUGGGUCAGACCGAUGAAGACACGGUGUCGGUCCGACUGCAGUUUCGGACGUGGAACCCCAGCGGUCUGCUGUUCUUUACCCCGCUCAUGCCUGGAGGAGUGGAGGUCAGUCUGGUGGAGGGAAAAGUUACCGUCCACAUCUACGUCACACUGGGCAAGAACACACGAGUGGACAUAUCCUCAGGUUCUGGACUUAAUGAUGGACAGUGGCACAGUGUCCACUUCCUGGCAUUGGAAGGCAUUGCCAUGUUGACCAUCAAUGGAGACGAGAUGUCCACAGUGAGAGCUGCUAUCCCCAUUCAGAUCAGGACUGGAGGAGAUUACUUUUUCGGAGGAUACUUCCCGCGGACAGACCUUUCUCCAUCACAGCGGCUCUUUUCAGGGCUGCAUGCAGCUCAUACAUGUCGAUAUCCGGACAGCAGCGGACCCCUCGAGCCAUUCAGAGUCACCUGCAAUAUGAUGGAAGACAAAGUGUGGACAACCAUUGUGAAUGACCUUCCGGCUCAAAGCCCUGUGUCAUCGGGUUCCAGACCUGAAGACAAGACUGUGCUCACACUCAAUUACAGCAUGUCUGCUGAACAGGUGAACGCCGUCACCAGCAGCGCUGAGUUCUGCGAGCAGCAUGUGGCGUACAUGUGCUACAAAUCACGCUUGCUCAACUCACCAGAUGGCUCUCCAUCCACAUGGUGGGUCGGCAGGGGAAAUGAGAAGCACUUCUACUGGGGCGGCUCAGGACCAGGUGUGCAGAAAUGUGCCUGUGGCAUUGAACGCAACUGCACAGAUCCAAGAUACUACUGCAACUGUGAUGCAGAUCUGAGGCAAUGGAAAGAAGAUGCUGGUAUGUUGAUGUAUAAGGAUCAUCUGCCUGUCAGUCAGGUGGUGAUUGGUGACGUACACCGCUCUGGAUCUGAAGCCAGACUCACUGUUGGGCCACUGCGCUGUCAGGGAGAUCGUCACUUCUGGAACGCAGCGUCCUUCAACACACCUGCAUCUUAUCUUCAUUUUCCCACCUUCCAAGCUGAGACCAGCAUAGACGUCUCCUUCUAUUUUAAGACUUCAGCCUCACAUGGCGUCUUUCUGGAAAACCUGGGCAAUCCGGAUUUUAUUCGAUUAGAACUCAAAUCUGCUACAGUGGUGUCCUUCUCAUUUGAUGUGGGCAACGGGCCGGUGGAAUUAACCGUACACUCAUCUACACCCCUCAAUGAUGACCAGUGGCACAAGGUGGAGGUGGAGCGGAAUAUUAAAGAGGCUGUUUUGCGAUUGGACAAGGUGCAUAGGGAGGCGUGGUCAGCUCCGCCUCAGGGCCACAUCCACUUGCAGCUCUUCAGCCAGCUGUUUGUAGGUGCCUCAGGGGCGCAGAGAGGAUUUCUGGGAUGCAUUCGUUCCCUAAAAGUCAAUGGAGUGACACUUGACCUGGAAGGGAGGGCAAAGGUCACACCAGGGGUGAAUCCUGGAUGCUCUGGUCACUGCAGCAGCUAUAGGAUGCAUUGCCAGAAUGGAGGGAAAUGUAUAGAGAAAUACAACGGAUACUCAUGCGACUGCAGUCUGACCACCUUCGACGGGCCUUUCUGCAAUGAAGAUGUAGGAGGGUAUUUUGAGAGCGGGACCCUGGUGCGGUACGACCUCAUGUCCGAGAGCAGCUCUGGAGUCCCGAGCGCAGUGGGUAAUCUGACCCGUGAGGAGCUGAGCUUUAGUUUCAGUACAUCCCACACACCUGCAGUCCUCAUCUACAUUAGCUCCAAGACACAGGACUACCUGGCCGUGGUGCUGCGGAACAAUGGUACUCUACAGAUCCGCUAUAACCUGGGAGGAUUGAGGGAGCCGUUCACCAUCAGCCUGAAUCAUCGUAACAUGGCUAACGGUCAGCCUCAUAACAUCAACAUCACCCGACAGGACCGACUCAUUCAGCUUCAGGUGGAUCAUUAUUCUACAGUGAGCUACACUCUUCCUGAAGACUCAGACACUGAGUUCAACCUCGUGAAGACCAUUUUCCUGGGAAAAGUUUUUGAAACAGGUCAGAUUGAUCCGGUGUUGAUAGAGCGAUAUAACACACCUGGAUUCGUGGGUUGUUUCUCCAGAGUGCAGUUCAACCGCAUCGCCCCGCUGAAGGCUGCCCUGAGGACCGGAGUGCCCUCCACAGCCUCCAUACAGGGGGUCCUGGUGGAGUCCAACUGUGGGGCAUCUCCACUCACAGUACCACCAAUGUCUGCGGUCUUUGACCCCUGGCAGCCAGAUUCAGGUGCCCAGUUCCCAUUCACCGAGGAGCGAGUCAGCCGUGAUGGCAUCAACAGAGACUCUGCAAUAAUCGGAGGCAUCAUCGCCUUGGUGAUUUUCACCAUCCUCUGCACGCUGGUGUUCCUGGUGCGUCACAUGUUCCAUCACAAGGGCUCCUACCACACCAACGAGGCCAAAGGGGCGGAGUCUGCCGACUGCGCUGAUGCAGCCAUCAUCGUGAAUGACCCCGCCUUUACAGAGACCAUUGACGAGAGCAAGAAGGAGUGGUUCAUUUAGCCGCACCCCCUGGGAGGGGCUUCGUUCUCUGACAUGGAAAGGAAAGGUCAUUCUGAGCUUUUCGAGCAGCCGAUGUGAAACGGACACUUGGCAAGUCCAUUCGGACCACAGUCUUUGCACUGACUGGCAUGUCUGUUCUGUAAUUAUUUUGUAUGUAUGUGAAUACAGCAGAAGGACUUCUGUGAGAUCAAAUUCAUCCCAUACACACAUGACGGGCAUAUGUCAUACAGGAUGACAGUAAAACAAUAACAUCUAAUGCAUUUUUAUCAUUGCAAUACUGCUGGCAAAUAUGAAUGCACCAAAUACUCCCAAUAGCACAAAACGGAAUGAGUACAGAAUGAUUCAUAAUUAAGUUUCUGAUAAUGACAUUUGAUUGUAUUUAAACAUUUUGUUGUCAGCAUCUUCAGGACAAAAAUAUACUGUAGCAUGGUAAUCAGCCAAUGGCAUUCUGAAUCAUUCAUCAGUGUUAAUGCAGCACUUUUGUGUCUCAUGGUAAAUGUUCUUUAUAGUUAUCAGAAUUCAGUGUUAUUUAUCUGUUUCUCAAUAAGUGCUUGUUCAAACUCUGUGGAAAACACGGCAGGCGGUAUAGAGGGUUUUUAUAAGGAGAUGCUCUUAAAAACAUGAAAGCUCUCGAUAGAGAGUUUAGUUCUGUAGUAAAUUAUCAUUAAUGGUCCAUUUGGUUUUAAUGUGCCUCAAAGGUUCAAGGUUUCUUCUGGCCAAGCAUGGAUUUUUGAGAUUUGAUGACCCUUAAUUGUUAAUAUAUAGGAGAAAGAUAACUUUUUUGUGUGUGUGUUUGCAGUUUUAAUGCACUGCUCAUUUGAAAUCAGCAGCACAAAUUUAUGUAUAAACCAUUUUCAUAUUCUUUUCAUUGUGCUUGGUUAAGUCGCUUUUAUUUCUUAAAGGGACAGUUCUCUCAGUUUCUUUCUUCUGAAGAUCUUUUGAAGAAUGUGUUACCGAACAGAUGAUGAUCCCCAUUGACUUCUAUGCGUUUUCUUUCAAUACUAUGGAAGUCAAUGGGAACCAAUAACUUGAGGGUGAGUAAAUGAGGACAGAACUAUGUCUGAAUUACAA